ACGGGGGUCCCAUCCCCAGGCACGGUGACCCCAGCCGGGGCAGGAUGUGUCCCCUGGGCUGGCUGGGUGUGGCCAGCCUGUGCUUGGGGACACUUUGGGCUGUCCCAGCUGAGAAGAGGAUGAAGGUGGACAAGCCCAAGGCUGAGCUGACCCUCUAUGAAAACCUGGAUCUGGGCAACUACGAGGUGACCUUGGAUAACUACGGGGACAUCCUGGACCUGAGCAACUACGAGGAGCUCUACGACUACAAGGACCUUGUCUCGAAGAUCGAGGUUGGCACCUUGGCUCCUCGCCCCAAGGACCGCAAACCCCUCCCAGGGCUGGGUGAAACCACAGCUGGAACCCCAAAACCACAGCCCCCGAGCAGUGCUGGCCCCGUGCCCCCAGCGCCCAUCCCCGGGCAGGGGCUGCACAGCUGCCAGCUGUGCCUGUGCCUCGGCACCUCGGUGUACUGCGACGACACCGAGCUGGAGCAGAUCCCGGCGCUGCCCCCGGACACCGCGUACCUGUACGCCCGCUUCAACCGCAUCGAGGCUGUCCGCGCCGCCGACUUCAGCGGCCUCGAGAAGCUGGAGCGCAUCGACCUGAGCAGCAAUUCCAUCUCGUGGGUGGACGCGGACGCAUUCCGGCGGCUGCCCCGGCUGCAGGAGCUGCUGCUGCCCGAGAACCGCCUGCCGGCACUGCCCGAGCUGCCCCGCAGCCUCGUCCACCUGGAUGUCCGCCACAACCGCAUCGCCAGCGCCGGGCUGCGCCCCGAGGCCUUCCGGGACCUGAAGCAGCUGCAGUUCCUCCAUCUCUCCGAUAACCAGCUGGAUUUUAUCCCGGUGCCCCUUCCCGAGAGCCUGCGCUCCCUGCACCUCCAGAACAACAACAUCCGGACGAUGCACGAGGACACGUUCUGUGACCGCCAGGAGCAGGGCCAGAUCCGCCGGGCGCUCGAGGACAUCCGCCUGGACGGGAACCCCAUCAACCUCAGCCUCUUCGCCAGCGCCUUCUCCUGCCUGCCCCGCCUGCCCACCGGCCGCUUCUCCUGAGCCCCCGCUGCUGCAGACACAGGAAAAUGUUCCCAGAUCCCGUCCCACAGCGCUCAGACCCCGCUGCUCCACGGAAAAUGUGGAAGUGGAGGUCUUCCAUCCCAGGGCAAAUGCGUAAAAUAAAAAGAAAGUAAAAUAAAGGUUUUAAAAUGCA
Lonchura striata (white-rumped munia) is the source of this 1188-nucleotide messenger RNA. RefSeq names its product opticin (gene OPTC). Lineage: Eukaryota; Metazoa; Chordata; Aves; Passeriformes; Estrildidae. The record is from RefSeq and is a predicted model, not a curated record. Gene Ontology annotation, molecular function: protein binding. Gene Ontology annotation, cellular component: extracellular matrix. Gene Ontology annotation, biological process: bone development; collagen fibril organization; articular cartilage development.